GUAGGCACUUACCCGCGUGACAUUAACGCGCGGCGCGCAUAACUUCUUUCUGGUUUUCACUCUAAACACGCUGCUCGCUAAGUGGGCAGGGCAAGCUGUGAUAUCUAAUUAGGCGACGGGCUUCGUGGUUGGGUGGACAACUAAUGGUAGUUCGGCUUUACUUAUGUUUGGGGGGCGGCCCUGUGUGCUCAGUCACUCCCUCCUCCUCCUCCUCCUCCACCUCCUCCUCCUCCUCCCUUUGGGGUUAGUUUGCUUGUGUUUAGUUCCCAGAGACAGUCAAAUCGGAUUCCUUUGGGAAAGGACACAAAUCACUCCCGUUUGAACAAGGGGAACAGCGAGGGAGCUGUCUCCACAAGGGUCCACCUCUCCUGGUUGAUUUCAUAUUGCUCAUUCAUGUGAUUUGAUCAGAGAAUACUCUUUGUGGAGAAAGACAGGAAAGGAAAGAAGGAGAAAAUAAAGGGAAAAAAUAGUCUCUGGAUGAUGACAUUUGAUCUAACCCUCAGCGAAGCCCGUUCUUGAUCCUAUUGUUUCUUAAAGUGACAUUAGACUUUUUUUUUUUUUUUUUUUUGCUCACGCUAGACCAAAGGGACCUCCAGUCUAAUCUUACAGUUUUUGUUUGUUUGUUUGUUUAUUGUUGCACGGUGUUCCCAAACCUGGAUGUUGACAUCUCGCGUUUCUUUUGGCACGUCGCUCUAUUUUGUGUUUCAGAGAGGAAGCGCUAAUAGAGACAAACGCGGUGACACCUGCUCACCCAUACACUUCUCCUUGUCUUUUUUUAACGGAGCGAUCAAAAGAAGCAAGCAUCGACUGAGACGGUGACAGGAGUCUGUUUUCAUGUUCGGGAUUCAAGACAGCAUUCAAAGGAGCGGGAGUAGUAUGAAAGAGGAGCCCAUCGGUGCCGGGAUGAACGCUGUCCGGACAUGGAUGCAGGGUGCCGGAGUGUUGGAUGCGAACACAGCCGCUCAGAGUGGAGUGGGUCUUGCUCGAGCACACUUUGAGAAGCAGCCUCCUUCAAAUCUUCGCAAAUCCAACUUCUUCCACUUCGUUUUAGCGCUAUACGACAGACAAGGACAACCCGUGGAAAUUGAAAGAACUUCUUUUGUUGGAUUUGUUGAAAAAGAAAAGGAAACUAGCGGGGAAAAGACAAACAAUGGGAUCCAUUACAGAUUGCAGCUUCUUUACAGCAACGGCAUCAGAACAGAACAGGACUUUUAUGUACGCCUGAUUGACUCCAUGACCAAACAGGCAAUUAUCUAUGAAGGGCAAGACAAAAACCCAGAGAUGUGUCGGGUGCUGCUGACGCACGAGAUCAUGUGCAGCCGCUGCUGUGACAAGAAAAGUUGUGGCAAUCGUAACGAGACGCCCUCUGACCCGGUCAUCAUCGACAGGUUUUUCCUGAAAUUCUUCCUCAAAUGCAACCAGAACUGCCUAAAGAAUGCAGGGAACCCACGAGACAUGCGGCGCUUUCAGGUGGUGGUGUCUACGACGGUCAGCGUGGACGGACAUGUCCUGGCUGUGUCCGAUAACAUGUUUGUACAUAAUAACUCUAAACAUGGACGUAGAGCUCGCAGGAUGGAUCCGUCUGAAGGAACUCCAUCAUACCUGGAACACGGUGAGUCUACUCCUUGCAUUAAGGCCAUCAGUCCCAGUGAAGGCUGGACAACAGGGGGUGCCACAGUCAUCAUCAUCGGUGAUAACUUCUUUGACGGCCUACAGGUCAUCUUUGGAACCAUGCUGGUCUGGAGUGAGCUCAUAACCCCUCACGCCAUUCGAGUUCAGACUCCUCCCAGACACAUUCCCGGGGUUGUGGAGGUCACCCUGUCCUACAAGUCAAAGCAGUUCUGCAAAGGUACACCGGGCAGAUUUAUCUACACAGCACUGAAUGAACCCACUAUUGACUAUGGUUUCCAGCGGCUACAGAAGGUGAUACCUAGACACCCAGGCGACCCUGAGCGCUUACCAAAGGAGGUGAUUCUGAAGAGGGCAGCAGACCUGGUGGAAGCUCUGUAUGGGAUGCCACACAAUAAUCAGGAGAUCAUUCUAAAAAGAGCAGCGGAUAUCGCAGAGGCGCUUUACAACGUCCCACGUGGUCACAACCAGCUGCCAGGUCUGGCCAACAGCUCAGUCCACACUGGCAUGAUGGGAGUCAACUCCUUCCACAGCCAGCUCGCUGUCAAUGUGUCUGAGUCCACACAAGCAGCCAAUCAGGGUUUCAGUCGAAACACAAGCAGCGUAUCCCCUCACGGUUACGUACCCAGCACGACACCCCAGCAGAGUAGCUACAGUACCGUCUCUACCAGUAUGAAUGGAUAUGGAAACACAGGCAUGACCACGCUGGGAGGAUCGCCCAACUUCCUCAACGGCUCUGCUGCCAACUCUCCUUAUGCCAUUGUUCCUUCCAGUCCCACCAUGGCCUCCUCCACCAGUCUUCCCUCCAACUGCAGCAGUUCCUCAGGCAUCUUCUCUUUCUCUCCGGCCAACAUGGUGUCUGCAGUCAAACAGAAGAGCGCUUUUGCUCCCGUCGUGCGGCCCCAGGCCUCGCCACCCCCUACCUGCACUAGUGCCAACGGAAACGGCCUCCAAGUAGAUCAAUCUUUUGUGGACUCUAGCAAGUACUCCACCGCCAGCUCCCUGCAGGGACUGGCCUUCUCCUGAAUGAUCCCAGGGAUGAUUGUUCCUCCCAUGUAGGGGCUUCUGGGAUGCUGAAGAGGCACAUUUGAUUUCAGCUCUCGCCAGAGAAUCUACGGUCUGAGCUGAAGACAAUUUCUGGUGGAGGAAACAUGAAAACUGAACUUUUAAAACUCAGGCCUUUUGACAAAGGAAUCUCAUUUUAUGGGAAGAAAGUGUUUGUUUGCUUUUGUUUUUAAGCUAAUAUCUGGACUGAUCUACCGGAGGACUUUCCACCCCUGUGUUUUACCCAUGCGUAAAGGAGGGAUGGAUUUCUUUUUCAUUUUAUUCAUGGGCUUUUUUGAUGAAUUCAAUGAUAUCAUGCCUUUUUUACAGACUGUAUCACACAAACAUGACACUUUAGGAGCGGGUGCAUCUGUAUUGUUCCUGAGAGAGCAGUGAUGGGCAACGGCACAGAUCUCUGUUAAUACUGACCAGUUUUUAUAUAAACAGACAACAUUAGUGCAAAAUCCAAAUGAGAACAUUUAGGCCAACUGUUUGAACACAAAAAAAGAGGGGAUGGGUUUUUUGUUUGUUUGUUUGUUUGUUUGUUUUUGUUUUUUUCCCCCCAGAGAAAAGCCAACAAAUAGUUUGCCAUAGUCUUGUUUUCUUACUAAAUGAAAUUGUAGCGCCAUACUUACUUCCCUGUUGUAAUUUUUUGCGAAGAGUCAUAUGAAGCAUCUGGGUACCAGCCGGCUUGGAUGGCUAUGAUGUAGGAAAGUUAUUUAAGAGUUAUUAAAUGCUGUCAUGCUGUAAUUUUUCAACGUCCAGAUCCGUCCUCAAAGAGAAGAAAAAGCGACCCAAUUUCCACAACAAAUCAGUGUUUAUGUUCAUGCAAAUAUUUGCUGCUAAGUAGAGCAGAGAUAUGCAGUAAACAGAUGGACUGAAGGACAACACCCUCAGUUGCCAUGCCAUUUAAUUAAAAAAAAAAAAAAUUUUGAAUUUUAUGUGCUCAAAGAAUGUGAUGAUUUUUUGAUCUUUUCUUUUUGUUUUUGCUUUGUCUAUGGAAAAAAUGAAACUGUGAUUAUAUAAAUUUGAAUGUGUUUGGUUUGCUGUGUUCACUAGUGAAGGAUAUAGGUUAAAUGAAGUAUAAGAGGAAUACUAUUUCAGAGCCGACUGUUAAAACAACCCAUUUUUUUCUUUUUGUGUGUUUCUUUGGCUUGUUUUGGGGGACAUGACUUGAAAUAACAAAGUAUUUUCAUGUUUAGACGGCACUGUAUGAAGAAUGCUUUCCAAAUGUGUCAAACACCCAACAUACAGCAGUUUGAUUGGCUUACUUUGGUAGUCGUCUAUUUUUGUACAUAUACUUUCUGUUGCCAAAGUCUUUGUUUUAUUUGUAUUUAUCUCAGAAUGGCUUAAGGCAGCUCAUAAUAACACUGAUGAUCAGUUCAUUUCAUAAGUUACACAAAACUUCAGCAAACACAAAUCAAGGAUUCUGGACAAAAAAGUGGGGAGUCUGUAAAAUAUCCAUAUAAAUAAUGUAUGUAUAUCCAGAUUUUGUAUAUUCUUUUCUCCCCAACAUUUCUUUGAUUGUGGAAGGUUUUUCGUGAUUAUUAUUUGUCCAUCUGUUUGCUUUCAUCCCCGACAUUGUCUUUAUUGUUAAUGUUUUUGUCUGCAUUUAGGUCCAUGUUUUGUAUCAUGUCAAGCUUCCAUUUUUUAAGUUGUAUUCAUAAAAAAGCCAUUGUCUAUUUUUGUAUAAUUUGUAAGUUAAAAAGCAAUUGUUUUCCUUUUGGAAUUUUUAAUGUAUGGCAAAAAAGUAGCAUCUCACAGCAUUUAGUUAUGUAGAUUUUUUUUUAAAAAAAAUUAUAUAUAUAUAUAUAUAUAAAUGAUGAAUAUAUAAAUCUAUAUCUUUUUCUUUAAAGACUUACAGAACCUGUACUAUUGUAAUAAUAUGCAUGGGCUCUUCUCUGAGAGUGAUGGUUUUAUUUUGCGUGUCAAACCUAGGAGGACGUUUUUGAUGAAGUUUUAAUCUACGUUCUUUUCUUUGCUCUUUUAUUUAUCUGAUUAUUUAUGCCUGCUUAUAAAUCUGUCUAUUCCAUUUUCUCUCUCUCACGUUUAUCAAUACCAGCAGUAUAGAUGCCUUAACAAUGCAAACCCAUAAGUGAAGAAUCACUUGUACGGACUUCAUCAUAACCACCAUCACCAAUUACAGUAGCCACAGAGUUCCUUAAGGGAUUUCUUUCUGGAAAAAAGCACAAAUCGGUCUGUUUUACCUAAAGCAAGGAGGGUUAAAUGAAUUAUUUGUCCUUUUUCUGUUGUUUGUAUUAUGAAGGGUAAUGAAAGGGAACUUGAAGGAAUAUAAAGAGAGAAUAUAUGAUUCAUAUUUUAUGUGUUGCUAGCGGGAUGGGUUGCACUUUCUUUCUCAUUAAUUUAAAGCAAAAGUCUGCCUUUUUUUUUUCUCCAUUCGCUUAUGUCUGCUGCGUUCACGAGAGGGGGAGAAGCUCAAAGCCAUAUUCCACAGUGUCACUGUUCGCUCGGAGGGGACGUUUGCUUUAGCUGGAGGUGCAUGUGAGCCUGCAUGUUCUGGGUCGUGGUAUGUUGUUCAUGCUGCAGCACUCUGUAAGGUACCGUUGGCGUAUUUCUCACCCUGAGCAAAGUGACUCGAUUUCAGAGCACAACACCUUGCCCCCAGAGCUGAGGUGCUGCUGACUCCCAGUCUGUAACGCUGUGUCUAAUUCUACUGUCAGCCGACUCGGUCUUCAGGACUCUUGAAUGGUUUAAGUGCUGUCUCCAAAAAUGUGUCUGCACUCUGCCAUCUAACAGAAAAUGGCUUUUAAUAUGCCGAUUUGGGGUUUGUGUGAGGACUUUUUAUCGGAAAUGACUGAUGAUUGAGCAUUCAUGUUUUUCUUUCCCUAUGUGGCUGCUACACAUUGGUUACUUUGUUAGCAGCUCCAUCGCAAUGGUUAAGAUGGACUUCUUAUAAAACGACAAGCAUUUGUAGGACACAAGACUCGAACCAAAAAGAUGGUCUCCUUUUUUUCUGCCUCCUGUUCUUGUGUUUGUUUGUUUCAAUUUUUGACUGGAUACACACUGAACCGUUCUAUUGAUAGGAAAACUCAAGACAAAAACUACUGUAUAGAUUGUUAUCAUUUUUUGAUGAAAGCUGUAAAAUAACUUUUCAAAGUUCACAAUAUUAAAUUAAAGUUACUUCUUGUCUGUGA
Messenger RNA from Megalobrama amblycephala (Wuchang bream), 5828 nucleotides. RefSeq names its product EBF transcription factor 1a (gene ebf1a). Bases 835 to 2655 code for a protein of 606 amino acids. The record is from RefSeq and is a predicted model, not a curated record. Gene Ontology annotation, biological process: regulation of transcription by RNA polymerase II. Gene Ontology annotation, molecular function: DNA-binding transcription factor activity, RNA polymerase II-specific; RNA polymerase II cis-regulatory region sequence-specific DNA binding. The transcript has 17 exons. NCBI's taxonomy places the organism in Eukaryota, Metazoa, Chordata, Actinopteri, Cypriniformes, Xenocyprididae.